UCCCGAAACCGACUUAACCUAUUUUCCCGAAGCCCAAAGCACCACCCUUUCUUAUUCCUAUCCUUUUGAUCAAAUAAAAACCCUUCCUUAGCAACGCAACAGAAACCACUGCUCUUCUCCACAUCCAGUGGCAAUAAUUAUAAUAAAUAAUAGCUAAUAAAUAUAUAUACAUAUGAAAGUACCAAAAAGUCCAGAAUCAUCUACAAUCAUCAUCUCGGUCGUCGUCAUCGUCGUCUACAUCUGAAACCCUAGUUUCAGCCACUGCACUGAAACUUGUUCAAUCCCCCCCCCCCCCCCCCCCCCUUCUCCGUCGUUCCCUUUCUCUUGUUGCUGCUUUCAGACUUUUUUUUAUGAUAACAGACAUACAUAUCUAUAUACUUUUUAUAUCAGAUCAGGUCAGAUCUUAAGCCUAUUGAGAUCGGAGAUACGGUUGUUAGCGGCCGACCUUUGAAGAGGAUGAAGAGGCGCGUGACGGCCGACCUUAACGACUUCCUGACGUUUCCGCCGCCGACUGCCGGUGGCGGACCUCCUUUCAGGACCAGCAUCAGCGCGUUCCUCUCCAAGCACGCCGUGCUGCCUCCUCCUUCCUCGCUCUUCCCCCACCUCGCUUGGCAGAUGCUGUUCCGCGUCGGGGAUCUCACGGCCGACGACGGCCCCGACGCCAACCCAGCCGUCGUGUGCCUAGAUAUCGUCGAGGAGGACGUCGCUAGAUCCAGAUCCGUUUACUGUGACCAGUGCCGAGUCGUGGGUUGGAGUGGGAAUCCGGUCUGUGCAAAGCGUUACCAUUUCAUAAUUAAGGCAGAUUGGGGUUCCAUUGGUGGACAUCACAAGUCAUGUGCUAGCUGUGGGGACGUUCUGCACCUCUCUGAGUCCAGGUGCAAGUCUUGCAAUCAUGUCAUGACUACAAAAGAUGUGGAAGAUUGGAUGUAUCACCAACUAGAAGAUACAACACAUCUUCUGCAUGGUGUGAUCCAUUCAAAUGGUUUUGGGCACCUUCUUAGGGUCAAUGGUAGAGAAGGUGGUUCAACAGUGCUUUCUGGAUGUCAUAUCAUGGAUUUCUGGGAUCGUCUAUGUAGAUAUCUCGGAGUCAGAAAAGUUAGUGUUAUGGAUGUCUCAAAGAAGUAUGGAUUGGAGUAUCGGCUACUAUGUGCUGUCACCAAGGGCUGUCCAUGGUAUGGUGACUGGGGUUACAAGUUUGGUGCCUGUAGUUUUGGUCUUACUGUUGAUGACUAUAGAAUGGCUGUAGAAAUGAUCUCGAGGCUACCAUUGUCCAACUUCCUCUCUCAAGGACGUAAACCUCGCACUCGCCUGCAGGAUGUAAUCUCAUUUUAUCAGUCCUUGUCAGAGCACGAGCUUGUAAAUGUUAGAGACCUUUUCUGUUUCUUGAUGAGUUUGAUCCAUGAUGAGCAUGGGGAUUCAUUACAAUUUGGUGAUGCCAUCUCCAAGAAACGUCGAUUUUGCACCUCAAGUACAUUGUGUGCGUGGACCACCACUGACAUCAAAAGGGUAGAAGAAGCAAUGUUUAGAGUAUUGCGUGCAGUUACUGGGCCUACCUGGGUUACUUGGCGCACCCUUAGAGGCGCUGUCUGCAAAGUGGCUCCUCCGGAGCUCCUGGAUUACUGCCUCAAGGAAAUCAAAGGGAAGUGGACUGCUGAUGGGAUGGUUGUGCAUGCACAGUGCAAUCCUGAUUCAGGUGCUAUUGAGUACAGACUUGAACCAGCUGGAAGUCUUGCAGGGAAUCCAAAUCCAACAGAGACCAAUUGUGCAGUAGUGACAAAUUGCCCUUGCAAAGAACAUUUGCUGCAGGACCUGAAAUAUCUAUAUGAAUGGCUUCUCCACCCUCAAACCAUGCUCAACUACGGACCUCAGGCAAAUAGAGAUGUUGCAAUCAGCUCAGCUACAAAAAUUCUGGACUGCAAGCAGUUUGUUAAAGAUUACAGCAGUCCAGAAAAGAAGUUGGAAAGUGAGAAUCCAUUUGUGAUCCAGCUCUGGUGUGGGGUGGAAAUAGCAGGAGGGGAAAACUGGGAAGAGAAGGAGGCUGUGACAGAUGUGCCUCUUGAACGGCUGGUGCUGUCAUCACCAAAUGCGACGGUUGGUGACGUGAAGAUGGAAGCAUCGAGGGCCUUCCAGGAAGUAUAUUUGAUGUUUAGAAGAUAUCGAGCGGAAGAGGUAGUUGGGUAUGGCGGAGUUGAUGAUUCGACGCAGGUGAAGCUGUUGUUAGGGUCGGCAACAGAAAUGGUUCGAGUUAGGGGGAGAUUGAUGGGGAAAAAUUGGGGGGUGAGUAGAUUCAGGAUGGAGCGGGGGAUGGAGAGGUGGAUCGUGGAGUGCAGUUGUGGGGCGAAGGAUGAUGACGGGGAGAGAAUGCUGGCUUGUGAUGUGUGUGGAGUCUGGCAGCACACUAGGUGUGCUGGGAUUCCAGACUUGGAUCCGGUGGUUCCCGUCAGAUUUGUUUGCUACAAGUGCAGCAGCAACAACAGCCCGGUGACCGUAGGUGGUGGUGCUAGCAGCAGCAACAACAGCCAUGUGACCGUAGGUGGUGGUGCUAGCGGCAUCUUCUGCGACGACACUGGCGGUGGAGGUGGCAGCAAGUAAUGCUGCCGUUUCCGGGGGGUGGUUGUACCUGACUCUUGAGGGUGCAGUUAUCCUUCCUGUAAAUGUUUCUUUCUUUUUUUGUGUCCUUUGUUUUUCUCUUGAUUUUUCUAGUCUUUUUCUCUUGUGCUGGGGGAGGAGGGGAGGGAGGGAGGGAGGGAUGGAUGGAUGGUUGUUCCUUGGGGGCAUAUAUGAAAGAAAAACUAUUGUGUAUAAGUAGAAGACUGACAGGAGAGGGGGGCUUCAAGAGAUUGCAUGCAGAGUUGGUAGUUAGUUCAAUGAAUGGCUUUU
This is a messenger RNA of Diospyros lotus (date-plum), 2880 nucleotides long. Its product is annotated as PHD finger protein At1g33420. Bases 457 to 2592 code for a protein of 711 amino acids. The transcript has 6 exons. The record is from RefSeq and is a predicted model, not a curated record. Lineage: Eukaryota; Viridiplantae; Streptophyta; Magnoliopsida; Ericales; Ebenaceae.